AUGACAUCCCCCACCACCACCACCACCACCGCCAUCCCCCCAACCCACCUCGCCUUCCGCCGCAGUCCCGGCACGGGAACCGAACAAACCCCCCUCCCCCUGCAACUAACCACUGAACCGACCCUCCCCCCCUCCGGCCACCUCGGCCCGCACGACGUGCUCGUCCGCGUGCGCGCCGUCUCCCUCAACUACCGCGACGCGCUCAUGCUGCGCGGCACCUACCCCGGCGGCGCCGUCCUGCCCAGCGGCAUUGUGGCGUCGGACUGCGCGGGCGAGGUGGUUGCUGUGGGGGGUGGGGUGACGAGGUUUGCGGUGGGGGAGAGGGUUGUGCCGACGUUCGUGAGGGGGGGGUCUUUGGGGGAGGGGGGGGUGCCGUUGACGCUGGGCGGGGAGGUGGAUGGGGUGUUGAGGGAGUUUGCGGUGUUUGGAGAGGAGGGGUUGGUGAGGUUGCCGGGGCAUUUUGUUGUGGGAGGAGGGGUGCGACACUGGGCUGUGCUGCGGUCACGGCUUGGGAAGGCGGUGGGUGCCCCGGACUCGCUGGAUAAGAAUAAGUCCGUCUUGAUCCAAGUUACGAAGCUUGACACACCUGACCUCGCCAGCUACAACUAUCGCACCAACCCGGACCAGGUAGCCGAGGUGCAGCGGCUGACGGGUGGCAAGGGUGUUGACUACGUGGUGAACAAUAACGGGCCGCCGGGCAUCCCCGCAGAUAUCGAUUCGCUAGUACCUUCGGACGGCGUCAUCUCCAUCGUGGGUUUUCUUGGUGGCAGAUCGGCCGAUUGGAACCCAGGAAAGUUGUUGGCAUUGAUUGCAAAAACGGCUCGUUUGCAGGGCAUCGCCGCUGGUUCGAAACUUGAUUUCGAGGCACUGAACAGUUUUCUGGACGAGAAGCAGGUCCGCUUGGAUCCUUUGGUCGACGACAAGGUCUUUAAUUUCAAAGACUCACAGGCGGCUCUUGACUACCUGUGGUCCGGGAAGCACAUGGGCAAGGUGGUUAUUAGAGUUUGA
Messenger RNA from Chaetomium globosum CBS 148.51, 1008 nucleotides. RefSeq lists its product as uncharacterized. Gene Ontology annotation, molecular function: oxidoreductase activity. NCBI's taxonomy places the organism in Eukaryota, Fungi, Ascomycota, Sordariomycetes, Sordariales, Chaetomiaceae. The record is from RefSeq and is a predicted model, not a curated record. The transcript is spliced from 4 exons. The coding region runs from base 1 to 1008 and encodes 335 amino acids.